This is a messenger RNA of Trypanosoma grayi, 1500 nucleotides long. RefSeq names its product Tbingi protein. The coding region runs from base 1 to 1500 and encodes 499 amino acids. The record is from RefSeq and is a predicted model, not a curated record. NCBI's taxonomy places the organism in Eukaryota, Euglenozoa, Kinetoplastea, Trypanosomatida, Trypanosomatidae. Gene Ontology annotation, molecular function: catalytic activity. The transcript has a single exon.
AUGACUUUGGAAGCUGAGUCGGAUUUUAUUUCCCAUCAGCUCUCGUCCUUUGUCAUGCCGACCACCUCAUCGUGGCACCAAGGUCCAGUGCCCCGUAUUGUCGGGGGAAACCAGGCGCCAGCAAAGUUCGUCAAUUGGAGAACUUUGCGGCGCCAGGCUCACGGCAUUGCAAAGUACCAGGACCAGCCGCGUCUUGCUGGGACACCGUAUUAUCUUCAUCGGUCUUGGGGCGUGUGUCGCCGUGCCACCAUUAGUAUCAUCCAUACCAAGUUACUGCUGUGUGGAAAUGCGGAAGAGAAUCCCGGCCCUACAGCAAAGGGCAUGCAAUGGAACUCAGCUGGGCUAACGCAAGCCAAACGGCUGGCCUUGGGGAAAAAGCUCUACUAUGAUAAUAUCGCGUUUUGCUUAUUGAGUGAGACGAAAAUGUCCCCCCCUGAGGCAGCUAGUUUUGGACUUCCUGAGUACCAACAUUAUGGGAUAGCUCGCACCUGUCGUAGUGGAGGUGUAUCAAUCUUCAUCAGGGAUGAGGUACGGGUAGAGAUAGGACCUGCACUUGUUGCAGGCAUUGAGCUUGCACAGGUGACCAUCCAUCUGGAUGCAGGUAUGCAGCUGGCGAUUUCAUCAGCAUAUCUUCCGCCUGCUGCGACCCAGAUCACUCCAGAGGACCUUGAUAGACUUGGUUCAGACGGGCCACAGCUCAUAGGUGCUGACGUCAAUGCACACGCAUUGGCAUGGGACAACGAAGUCCCGCCUGACUCUCGAGGUGAUACCAUCGUGCAAUGGUGCAUUGAUAAUGAGUUCCUCAUUGCCAACACUGGAAAUAGGACACGGUACACCGAGAGGCAUAGAGGCUCCGCGCCAGAUGUAACACUGGCAAAAGAGUGCGCAGUGACAGAUUGGACAGCGCGACCCACCCCCGACAGCGACCACUACAUCAUCACUUAUACUGUCCAGGUGGGGGAGGAUGACACUCCGCUAGAAGUGCCGCGGAUCUACAAGACCCUGCUUACAUGGAAGAAGGCAAACUGGUCGAAGUUCCGCAAACUGACCAACUCACACUGCAGGCUCAAACGAGGCAUGAAUCGCAUAGACACCAUAGAGAAGCACAUCGCAUCUGGUAUACGGCUUGCCACAAAGGCAGCAGUGCCGGAGGGCAAUCGACGCCAGUCCCCGUUCUGGACCCCUGAGCUGGCCGACUUGGAUAAAGCAAUUGCUAGCAAGCCCCACGCCCAAUCCAGUCAGCGGCUCAAGAUCCGACGCAGGGAACUUCUUCGCGCAGCGGCCACUAGCCGGUGGCGAACGCUCUGCUCGAACCUUGAGGUCUCCAACGGGAACAGCUGGCAGAUCAUAAAGCGUGUAUACGCCCCCCGCCCCCUCAGCACGCCCGCCGUCAAGGCAGAUGGGGUUGUGCUUUCCCACCACCUGGCCCGCAUGUACGCUGCAAUUCCGCGAAGACACCCGCGAUCCUACUCCCCACCCCCAAAUCAAAACAAGGGAUGA